AUGGCCAAGAUGAAGCAGAAGGGAAAGUCGGGCGCGGCAAAAAACUACGUGACCCGUAACCAGGCCAUCAAGAAGCUCCAGGUAACCCUCGCCGACUUCCGCCGUCUUUGCAUCCUCAAAGGCAUCUUCCCACGCCAGCCAAAGAGCGUUCGAAAGGCCAACAAGGGCUCGACUGCGCCCACCACCUUCUUCUUCGCCAAGGAUAUCGCCUACCUUCAGCACGAGCCCGUGCUUCAAUCACUGCGUGAGCACAAGACUUUCGCCAAGAAGCUCUCGCGUGCAAUUGGGCGAAGGGAGUGGGCUGCCGCCAAGAAUCUUGACGAGAGCAAGCCAACCUACCGUCUGGACCACAUCAUCAAGGAGCGAUACCCCACCUUCCGCGACUCGCUCAAGGACAUUGACGACGCCCUUUCGCUCCUGACACUCUUUGCAAACCUUCCGGCUACCGACAAGGUCUCUGCGGAUGUGAUUGCCACCUGCUCGCGCCUGUGCGCCGAGUGGCAGCUGUACGUCAUGAAGACCAAAGCCCUAAAAAAGGUCUUCCUCAGCAUCAAGGGUAUCUACUUCCAAGCCGAAGUCAACGGCGAGACCAUCACUUGGCUCGUACCUUACCUCUUCACCCAGCACAUUCCUUCCGACAUCGACUUCCGCAUCAUGUACACCUUCCUCGAGCUCUACCAGACCCUGCUUGGAUUCGUCUUGUUCAAGCUCUACACCGACGAGAACCUCGUGUACCCGCCCAAAUUCGAUGCGGCAAAGGACGAGCAGGCCGCCGGCUUCGGUGCGCUCAGCCUGGACCCGACUAGCGCUGCAGUGCUUCGCGGCGAGAACACUGUAGCAAACUCGUCCCGCAGCAACGGGGAGGCAGUAGCAUCCUCCUCUUCCGCCGUCGUCACCGCUUCGGGCAAGAAGGUCUCGGCCAAGGACGUCAAGAAGCAGAUCAAAGCCAUCUCGAAAUCGGGCAACAUCGCCACAGAUGCCGAGGAAGACGACGAGACGGUUGAUGCGCUGGCACAGGCAGCAGAAGAGGAGCAAGACAAGUUCGUCGAGCAGCCUUCCAAAGCCACCGAAGAGCAGGAAUUGGCAGGUACCUUGACGACCUUCGACGAAAUCCAAGCGGCCUCGGCGGCGAGUGAGGGUGCAGCUCACGGGCUCUUCACACCGUAUGUCUUCUACAUCUCACGUGAAUGCCCACGGGCUGUGAUCGAGUUCGUUCUGAGAUCAUUUGGCGCUUUGCCAGGACGUAUCGGAUGGGACAUGGUAGCUGGUGCAGGCAGCGCGUUGGACGAGGACGACGCCAGGAUCACGCACCACAUUAUCGACCGGCCUGUGCCAGCAGGCGGUAUGAAGAGAUACGCGGGCAAGCGCGUGUUCGUGCAGCCUCAGUACAUCGUCGACUGCGCCAACGCGAGGAAGCUGCUCCCUGCUGGAGCAUACGGCCCUGGCCAGACGUUGCCACCACAUCUGAGUCCCUUCGUGGACGACGCCGAGGUGGCACGCCGAGGCGGCUACGUUCCCGAGGAGGCGAGGGAGCAGCUCGGACUCGAGGCCGAUGCCGCCGCGGUGGCUUCGGACGACGACGACGACGAAGACUCGGAAGAGGAGCUCGAAGCUGACCAGGACGUGGACGAGGACGACGACGAGGAGGAGACCGAGGAGGCUGCCACCGCGACUUCACGACCGGCACUCGCAGCACUUCUGGCUGACCCCACCGACGCCGCCGACGCCGGUCUGCUCGAUGCAGCCGAGCUCGAAGCCGAAGCCGCCGGAGGCGAAGACGCAUUGGAAGACAUGCGCCGUAAGCACACGGCCGCGCUCAAACAGACCAAAAAGACGAGCAAAGCGUCGAGUGCGCCGAAGCGCAAGACGGAGGAGCAAGAGGCCAAGGAGAUGUCCAAGAUGAUGAUGAGCAACCGACAGCGCAAGCUGUACGAGAAGCUCAACUACUCGUCGGGCAAGCGCGCCGAAGAGACGGCCAAAUUGCAGCAGAAGAAGAAGGCGCUCAACAAGAAAGCCGUCAAGGGCAGGAGGUGA
Molecule: messenger RNA, 2034 nt
Organism: Pseudozyma hubeiensis SY62
Lineage: Eukaryota; Fungi; Basidiomycota; Ustilaginomycetes; Ustilaginales; Ustilaginaceae
Product: pescadillo
Exons: 1
Coding region: 1-2034 (677 amino acids)
Biological process (GO): maturation of LSU-rRNA from tricistronic rRNA transcript (SSU-rRNA, 5.8S rRNA, LSU-rRNA); ribosome biogenesis
Cellular component (GO): PeBoW complex; nucleolus
Molecular function (GO): RNA binding
Source: RefSeq, a predicted model, not a curated record